Molecule: messenger RNA, 3377 nt
Organism: Mya arenaria
Lineage: Eukaryota; Metazoa; Mollusca; Bivalvia; Myida; Myidae
Product: AP-1 complex subunit beta-1-like
Exons: 18
Coding region: 108-2903 (931 amino acids)
Biological process (GO): intracellular protein transport; vesicle-mediated transport
Cellular component (GO): clathrin adaptor complex; membrane coat
Molecular function (GO): clathrin binding
Source: RefSeq, a predicted model, not a curated record
GUUAAACCGGUUUAACAUACAAGUGUUAAAAAGAAUGACCAAGCACACCAAAAGGCGGAAGUGGCGUUUCUGAUAAAUUAACUCGGAAACCUCGAUAAACAUCAAAGAUGACUGACUCAAAAUAUUUCACCACCACCAAGAAAGGUGAAAUAUUUGAGCUGAAGGCAGAGCUCAACAGUGACAAGAAAGAGAAGAAAAAGGAAGCUGUUAAGAAGGUCAUUGCUAGCAUGACUGUUGGAAAAGAUGUCAGUGCCCUGUUCCCGGACGUGGUGAACUGCAUGCAGACUGACAACCUGGAGCUGAAGAAGCUAGUCUACCUUUAUCUAAUGAAUUAUGCCAAGAGCCAGCCUGACAUGGCUAUUAUGGCUGUCAACACCUUUGUGAAGGACUGUGAAGACUCCAACCCCCUGAUCCGAGCCCUCGCUGUACGAACCAUGGGCUGUAUCCGUGUGGACAAGAUCACGGAGUAUUUGUGCGAGCCCCUGAGGAAAUGCCUGAAAGACGAGGACCCAUACGUACGUAAGACAGCAGCAGUAUGCGUGGCCAAGCUCCAUGAUAUCAACGCUCAACUUGUGGAAGACCAGGGCUUUCUUGACCUGCUGAGGGAUUUGCUGUCUGACUCAAACCCCAUGGUUGUUGCCAAUGCAGUGGCUGCUAUAUCAGAGAUCAUGGAUGCCUCCCCUAAUGCUGCCAGUGUCCUGGAAAUGAACUCUGGCACCAUCAACAAACUUCUUACUGCCCUCAAUGAGUGCACUGAGUGGGGUCAGGUGUUUAUUCUGGACUCAAUUUCCAACUACACGCCCAAGGAUGAGAGAGAGGCCCAGAGCAUCUGUGAGAGAGUAACGCCCCGCCUGGCCCAUGCCAACGCCGCUGUUGUGCUGUCUGCUGUCAAGGUUGUUAUGAAACUGAUGGAAAUGUUGGACACGGGCGGUGACUAUGUGACCUCCCUGGUGAAGAAACUAGCCCCACCCCUUGUCACCCUUCUGUCUGCUGAGCCCGAGAUCCAGUAUGUCGCCCUGCGAAACAUCAACUUGAUUGUGCAGAAGAGGUCUGAGAUCUUGAAGAAUGAGAUGAAAGUGUUCUUUGUGAAGUACAAUGACCCAAUCUACGUGAAGUUGGAGAAGCUGGACAUCAUGAUUCGCCUUACGAGCCAGUCCAACAUUGCCCAAGUUCUCGCCGAACUGAAGGAAUACGCCACAGAGGUGGAUGUGGACUUUGUUCGUAAAUCUGUCCGGGCCAUCGGGCGCUGCGCGAUCAAGGUUGAGCCGGCUGCGGAGAGAUGUGUGAGCACGCUGCUGGACCUGAUUCAGACCAAGGUCAACUACGUGGUGCAGGAGGCUAUUGUGGUUAUUAAGGAUAUUUUCCGGAAGUACCCGAACAAGUAUGAAAGCAUCAUUGCGACCCUGUGCGAGAACCUGGAUACUCUGGAUGAACCAGAAGCGCGCGCCUCCAUGAUCUGGAUCAUUGGGGAGUAUGCUGAGCGUAUCGACAACGCGGAUGAACUCCUCGAGAGCUUCCUUGAAGGCUUCCAGGAUGAGAACACCCAGGUACAGCUGCAGCUGCUGACUGCCAUAGUGAAGCUUUUCUUGAAGAGGCCUACUGAUACCCAGGAGCUUGUACAGCAAGUCCUUAGCCUGUCGACACAGGACAGUGACAACCCAGAUCUGCGAGACAGAGGAUACAUAUACUGGCGUCUCCUCUCCACCGACCCGGCCGCCGCCAAGGAGGUUGUUCUUGCCGAGAAACCACUCAUCUCUGAGGAGACGGACCUGAUUGAGCCGACGCUGCUAGAUGAGCUGAUAUGCCAUAUCUCCAGCCUGGCCUCGGUCUACCAUAAGCCCCCUAAUGCGUUUGUCGAGGGACGGGGUGGACUGAGAAAGGUCCUGCCGCCUAAGUCAGAACAGGCGGAGGGCUUAGUAGAGGAGCUCGGGGCCCAGGAGCCUACAGCUGCACCCCCACAGCCGACCGUGAUCCCUGGAGCCGACUCCUUAAUAGGGGACCUGCUUGAUAUGGACAUGGGGUCAGGGCCGUCAAUGAUGCAGCAGCAGAUGUACCCGGCCCAGCCUGCUGCCCCAACCCCCGCCGGGGGGUCAGGGGGGAUGGACAUUUUCGGAGAGGGACUGGAUAAUCUGCUUGGUGGAGGCUCUACCGGGGGUGACAUGCUAGGGGGUCUUGGUGACAUAUUUGGGAUGCCCCAGACCCAGUCAUACGUCCCACCACAGGAGGUGUGGCUUCCAGCCUCGAAGGGGAAGGGACUCGAGAUUACGGGAACGUUUGCAAGGAAGAAUAACCAGAUUAAUAUGGAGCUGACCUUCACUAACAAGGCCAUGCAGCCCAUGUCGGGAUUCGCUGUACAGUUUAACAAAAACAGUUUUGGCUUGAUGCCAGCCCAGGUGAUCAAUAUUCGUACACCCCUGCCCCCGAACCAGAGUGCAAGCACUUCGCUACCCCUUAACACGCAGGGGCCCAUACAGAAAAUGGAACCUCUUACAAUCCUUCAGGUUGCCAUAAAGAACAACAUCGAUGUGUUUUACAUGUCGACGCAUGUCCCGUUGCACGUGCUCUUCAUGGAAGACGGAGAGAUGGACAAGAAGAUUUUCCUCGCCACGUGGAAGGACAUUCCCUCUCCGAACGAGGUCCAGUACACAAUCAAUAAUGUCCCGCACAAUGCAGACACAGUAUCUUCUAAACUACGGAAUAACAAUGUGUUUACAAUCGCCAAGAGGAACGUAGAAGGCCAGGACAUGCUCUACCAGUCUCUCAAACUAACCAAUGGCAUAUGGAUCCUGGCGGAACUCAAAAUCCAGCCCUCAAACCCUUCAUUUGUAUUGUCCCUGAAGGCCAGAGCUGUGGAUGUGUAUGAAGCUGUGAAACAGGUGUAUGAAAAUAUACUCCACAAUUAACAGGAUGUGAAUAUUCUCCAUAUCUGGAGGAUGUACUCUGGUGAAAUGUGUACUCUUAAAUUGACCUUUAAUGUAACUAUUGUGGGCAUGAUGUUUAAUGCAACUCCUGUGCGCAUAAACAGAGGAACUUACGUAUUUUAAGUGUUGCUGUGCAUUAAAUGAACAAUUUCAAUCUUCAAAAUGAUACAAAAAAAUGAAUGAAAAAAUGAUUGUGUAACAAAUUUCUCUGCUAGAAUUGUUUUUUUUAAAGAUUAAAUAGAAUAAUUUCCAUAUUUCAAAAAUUAAAUUAAACAUUCCAAGGAAGAUUAUGUUGCUUUAUUCUUGCAGUGUGUUUGUUUGAUAUUCCUAGUGGACAUUAUUGGAAGUUCUGUGGAAUUAUGUACAUGUAAUGUCUAUUGUCAUGGUAACAUGUUAGCAUAUUUAUAGAAUGUAUUGUUGUACCUGACCCAGAAAUACAAUUUAAACAAAAAAUCA